Nymphaea colorata (pocket water lily) is the source of this 1055-nucleotide messenger RNA. Its product is annotated as transcription repressor OFP8-like. The coding region runs from base 112 to 900 and encodes 262 amino acids. The record is from RefSeq and is a predicted model, not a curated record. NCBI's taxonomy places the organism in Eukaryota, Viridiplantae, Streptophyta, Magnoliopsida, Nymphaeales, Nymphaeaceae. The transcript has a single exon. Gene Ontology annotation, biological process: negative regulation of DNA-templated transcription.
GAUAAGGAGCUUAGUCCCGCGGCGCUAUUGCCUUGGAAGGCGGCAACUCACCCGCUCCGCUACAACUGCCGGGACCAAACCACCGUCGCCGACGGACCACCACCACCACCAAUGUCGUCGACGUUGAAGAAGUACAGGAGUCCUGUUGUGGUGUCGCUUGGCUGCGGGUGCCGCGGCUCUAGAAGCAUCCUGUCGGGGAAGCAGAGGCCCACCUCCCUCAGGGAGUACCUCUCCGGCUCCCGCCGUUCCUUCGCGACGAAGGAGUCGACGUACGACGACCUCGGCCCUUCCAUUUCCUCCAGCGAGACCUUCGCCCUCGCCAAGAGCUUCUCCGACGAGUGCUCCGUGACCACCGACGCCGACGACGACAACGACAACGGUGAGCAGAACGUCCCCGGGGGAAGCUUCUCGGACCUCCUCCGCCAACUGGGCGAGCUCGAGCAGAGUCUUCAUUCCUGGCCUGUCAAGAAGAAGAACGCCCCUUCUCCCCCCGAGACGAUCCCUUCUUCCUCCCCUCCGCCCCCUAAUCGUCUGCCUUCGAAGCCGCAGCCGGGGGAGGUGAAGGGCCGGCCCGGCGGACACCGGCAGACGAAGAGCGCGAGGAGGGUAGGGGAGAGCGUGGCGGUGGUCAAGGCAUCCGAGGACCCUCUCUCCGAUUUUCGGUGGUCGAUGAUCCAGAUGAUCGUGGAGAAGGAGAUAGUGGCCGUCGACGACCUCCGAGACCUCCUCCACUGCUUCCUCUCCCUCAACUCUCCCCACCACCACGACGUCAUCCUCCGCGCCUUCCUAGACGUCUGGGACGACCUCUUCUCUUCGCCGGAUCACCACCGCCACCACCAGCAGGAGGGAGGCGCCACCAUCGGCUCCUCCAAUUGCCCCUUUGCCCAUCACUGCCUGUGAAAAGGACGCCAGCGUCGUGGGACAACAAGGACGACCAGGUUUGCUUCGCAUAGAAGCGUUUUCGUCAUUUUGGAGAUUGAUCGCUUGCUCUCUCGCUGCUUCUACUCUGUAUACAAUCACUCUGAUGACUGAUCUAAUUUUGCCUUUUCCCUUUC